AUGUUCGUGCUAAGAGAGGCGCAGAGCUAUCAACCGAUCAUCUCCAUGGUGUUGGCACCUUCCGUCAGAAACGAUGGGCUACCAUGCGGAAACCGGAAAGCAACACUGAUAAACAACGUUCCACGACGGUUAGAACUCAUUCCACCGAAGAAAACCAGGGUGGACGUGGAAACCGGAAUAAACGGUGUCAAGUCGAGACAAUUUAACGUCGGUACUGGCUUCUUUCGUCAAGGCUGCAUUCUGUCCCCUCGCGUAUUUGUGUUACACAAGGACAGGAGAGUCAGGCUUAGCCACGUCGAGGAGUGUAUCAGCGUAGGAGAUGUGGAGACGAGACCUCUGCGGUUUGUAGAUGACUCUGUUUUGUUGCCCUCCCCAGAAAUGUAUCCAGAGGGUUCCCUGGAAAAGCUCGCAGCCGAGUGUGACCUGGCCGGCACGUCUAUGAAUCCGUCUAAAACGACAGGAAAAGCCUAG
Messenger RNA from Soboliphyme baturini, 471 nucleotides. The record is from the annotation of a GenBank genome assembly. NCBI's taxonomy places the organism in Eukaryota, Metazoa, Nematoda, Enoplea, Dioctophymatida, Soboliphymatidae.